AAAAUCUCCGGUCGAAGCAGCCCAAAAUCUCCGGUCGAAGCAGCCCAAAAUCUCUGGUCGAAGCAGCCCAAAAUCUCCGGUCGAAGCAGCCCUAAAUCUCCGGUCGAAGCAGCCCAAAAUCUCCGGUCGAAGCAGCCCAAAAUCUCUGGUCGAAGCAGCCCAAAAUCUCCGGUCGAAGCAGCCCAAAAUCUCCGGUCGAAGCAGCCCAAAAUCUCCGGUCGAAGCAGCCCAAAAUCUCCGGUCGAAGCAGCCCAAAAUCUCUGGUCGAAGCAGCCCAAAAUCUCUGGUCGAAGCAGCCCAAAAUCUCCGGUCGAAGCAGCCCAAAAUCUCCGGUCGAAGCAGCCCAAAAUCUCUGGUGGAACCAGCCCAAAAUCUCUGGUCGAAGCAGCCCAAAUCUCCGGUCGAAGCAGCCCAAAAUCUCUGGUGGAACCAGCCCAAAAUCUCUGGUCGAAGCAGCCCAAAAUCUCUGGUGGAACCAGCCCAAAAUCUCCGGUCGAAGCAGCCCAAAAUCUCCGGUCGAAGCAGCCCAAAAUCUCCGGUCGAAGCAGCCCUAAAUCUCCGCCCAAAAUCUCCGGUCGAAGCAGCCCAAAAUCUCUGGUGGAACCAGCCCAAAAUCUCUGGUCGAAGCAGCCCAAAAUCUCCGGUCGAAGCAGCCCAAAAUCUCCGCCCAAAAUCUCCGGUCGAAGCAGCCCAAAAUCUCCGGUCGAAGCAGCCCUAAAUCUCCGGUCGAAGCAGCCCAAAAUCUCCGGUCGAAGCAGCCCUAAAUCUCCGGUCGAAGCAGCCCAAAAUCUCCGGUCGAAGCAGCCCUAAAUCUCCGGUCGAAGCAGCCCAAAAUCUCCGGUCGAAGCAGCCCUAAAUCUCCGGUCGAAGCAGCCCAAAAUCUCCGGUCGAAGCAGCCCUAAAUCUCCGGUCGAAGCAGCCCUAAAUCUCCGGUCGAAGCAGCCCAAAAUCUCCGGUCGAAGCAGCCCAAAAUCUCCGGUCGAAGCAGCCCUAAAUCUCCGGUCGAAGCAGCCCAAAAUCUCCGGUCGAAGCAGCCCGAAAUCUCAGGGCUGCACCUACUCAACUGCCAGAGCAUCUGGGACGGCCUGCUGGGCGCUGUUGCCGGUGGCAGCGAUCGAGUCAGCCUAUGCGAUAGCGUACGGGUCGAACCAGCCCAACAUAUCGGGGCAGCACAUACUCAACUGCCAGGGCACGUGGGAGUGCGUGGGCGGCAUCCCGUCAGACGCCUUCCAGUUUGCUGCCUCCGGGGGAGUGCUCUCGGAUUACAUGGUGCCCUACACCGGUGUUAAGGAUGCUACUAACUGUGGGCCUGCUGCAAGGCGGCGCCUUGCAGCGUCCUUCCCACCGGACCUCUGGUUCGACCGGGCACUAGAAGAUCACCGUGCCUCCACACAAGGCUCCUCGCUGCAACAACAGUCACCAUCAGGAGGCCUCGCCUCUUCUGCUAGACGCCACGCCUCCAACUUCGCCCCGUCUCCUCCUGCCCUCCUUGCUCCUCCUGCCUCUCCUGCCGAUUCCUUUACUCCUCCUCAUCCCCCCCCUCCUCCGUACACUGCUCCCAGCCGUCUCUCGGAACUGAGCUUCAAAGGCCAUCCCCCUGAAUCGCCGCUGCACUCCCCUCCUCCUCUCCCUCCUCCUCCUCCAUCCGUCUUCUCCAACCUGCUCUCCUCCCUCUUCCAAAUCCCUCGCGCCCGCAUCCUCCAAUCAUCAUCAUUGUCUUCCUCCUCCUCCUCCUCCUCCUUCUCCUCCUCCUUACUUCCCUCCUCUGCCUCCUCCUUCCGCUCAUUCUCCUCCUCCUCUCGACCGUCCUCCAUGGGCAAAAUCAAACCCCUAAAGAAGAAGACCAAGAAGAAGCCCCCCCCUGCACCUGCCGCUGAGCCGCUCCCGGGCCCGUACACAAUCGCCAUGUUUGAGCAGGUGUCGGUGUCUGGUUGGCUGGGCAUGGUGCUGGCGCUGCAGGCGCAGCCAAUCAUCGCCAACGUGGAGGCAGAUCAGACGUCCUUCAUGGAUUACGCUGGGGGGUACAUCUAUGCGGAUCCCGACUGCUUCAUCAAUGGGGUGGUGAACCACAUCGUGCUGCUGGUGGGGUACAGCAUGGUGGGAGCCACGCCGUACUUCAUCCUGCAAAACUCCUGGGGAUCCACCUGGGGACAAAACGGCUUCAUGCAGAUGGCCAUCCAAUCAGGAGAUGGCAUCUGUGGUGUCAAUACCUCGCCUGCGCUCUACCCUGUUGUCCGCGGGCCCAACCCGUGUGUGCCGAACCCGUGUGGGGGGGGCACGUGCAGCCCUGGCCGGGGGCCGGGGGGCUAUACAUGCAAGUGCAAGACGUACUUUGUAGUGGGGAAGAACGUGGACCAGUCUCCUGUGUGCAUCCCAUUGAAGCCAUGCUCUCUAAACGCGGUGAACCCCUGUCAGGUGGGCACCUGCCUGGACGACAGCAAGGGCAGCUACAACUGCAUCUGUCCACCGGGGUUCUUCUUCGACAAGCGCCCGGACAACACCCCCUCCUGCAUCCUCGGCCCCACACCAGACGAGAUAAGAGUGUUUCCGGGGCUCACAUGCAACCUUGUGAUGUCGACCUACGGGAUCAGCUUGGCAAAUUUCACCCUACUCAAUCAUGAUCUCAACUGCGCCAGGCUAAGGCUAGGCGACGAUAUCCACAUCGGCGAUACCAACCCCUGCGCCACCCCCUAUACCAUCACAUAUAGCGAGACGUGUGCGGCGGUGGCAGCAGAGUUCAACAUCACAGUGGAGCAGCUCAAGGCGGAGAACCACGAGCUCAAAUGCAACAAGCCGCUGCAGAUCGGCCAGCAGGUGUGCAUCGAGAGGGGGACAGCAGACUUGCCGAUGUGCCAGGAGUAUGUGACUGUAGCGGAAGGUGACACGUGCGACACUAUAAUGAGGUCCGCGCGGCCGCCUCUGACCAGCCAGGAGUUCUAUGCUUUGAAUCCAGGCAUCAACUGCAACGUGGGCGAGCAGACGCUGCUGGGCCAGCAGAUUUGUACGCGUGGUGGCCAAUCGAGUGUUUUACUUGGUGCUUCAAGAUGUGUUACAAAGCAGACGUAUACAGUUGUCACUGGCGAUACAUGUGCGCGCAUCCUUGCACUCUAUUUCAAGUCUUCAGCACGCCUGCUAGCACAAUAUAACAGUGGGUAUGUUUGCACAAAUAGUCGAUUGUACAAAGGGACGGUGCUCUGCAAGGCACCCUAAAACUGGGUUUUGUGUUUUGUAAUAGUGUAUGUGUGCGUUUGUAGCUAUCUGGCUACAGUGGGUUGCUCCCAUUUUCAUGUAUUUGUACUUAGUAUGCUUGCUUUUGUUUUCAAACGUUGUCUCAUUGUUGAGAUGUAUAAUAACCAAUUCAACAAGCA
Molecule: messenger RNA, 3368 nt
Organism: Closterium sp. NIES-67
Lineage: Eukaryota; Viridiplantae; Streptophyta; Zygnematophyceae; Desmidiales; Closteriaceae
Source: the annotation of a GenBank genome assembly